AUGGUCAAGAAGUUGGUCCUCAUUCGUCACGGUUCCUCUGAAUGGAACGAAAAGAACUUGUUCACCGGUUGGGUCGAUGUCAAAUUGAGUGAAACCGGUAAGAAAGAAGCCGCUAACGCUGGUAAAUUGUUGGCCGAAUCCGGUAUCAAGCCAGACAUCUUGUUCACCUCAAGAUUGUCCAGAGCCAUCCAAACCGCUAACCUUGCUUUGGAACGUGCUGACCGUCUUUUCAUCGACGUUGAAAGAUCCUGGAGAUUGAACGAACGUCAUUACGGUGAUUUGCAAGGUAAGAACAAGGCCGAUGCUUUGGAAAAAUUCGGUCCAGAAUUGUUCAAGACUUACAGAAGAUCUUACGAUAUUCCACCACCAGUGAUUGCCGAUGACUCUGAUUUCUCCCAAGCUAACGAUGAAAGAUACGCCGAUUUGGACCCAUCCGCCUUGCCAAAGACUGAAUCUUUGAAGUUGGUCAUCGACAGAAUGUUGCCAUUCUGGCAAGACAGAAUUGCCAAGGAAUUGAUCCAAGACAAGACUGUUUUGGUCGUGGCCCAUGGUAACUCCUUGAGAGGUUUGUACAAGCAUUUGACCGGAAUGUCAGAUGAUUCCAUCACCGAAUUCAACAUUCCAACUGGUAUCCCAUUGGUUUUUGAAUUGGACGACAACUUGAAGCCAGUUAAGGAACCAUACUACUUGGACCCAGAAGCUGCUGCUGCCGGUGCUGCUGCCGUUGCUGCCCAAGGUCAAAAGAAAUAA
Messenger RNA from Saccharomycopsis crataegensis, 750 nucleotides. It is a transcript of the gene GPM1, whose product is annotated as phosphoglycerate mutase GPM1. Gene Ontology annotation, molecular function: intramolecular phosphotransferase activity. Gene Ontology annotation, biological process: glycolytic process. Bases 1 to 750 code for a protein of 249 amino acids. The transcript has a single exon. The record is from RefSeq and is a predicted model, not a curated record. NCBI's taxonomy places the organism in Eukaryota, Fungi, Ascomycota, Saccharomycetes, Ascoideales, Saccharomycopsidaceae.